AUGUACAGGUGGAAUCAAAUUUUGAUCGCCUGUCAUAAAUCCUUCUUCAUUGUUUUUGGAUUGUUUGGGAAUAUCCAUUUAAUUUAUAUUAUUCUUUCAACUCCAACUUUCCGAACAAAGUCAUCACUUCUUCAGUGUAUUCAAAGCUUAGCGCAUGUGUUUUGUAUUAUGAGUAGCUUCCUAGAUGUCUACCUAAUGAUAACAGACACUGGAAUUCUUCGAGAGACAUGCUUCCAUACAAUUUUUCCAGUAGUAUUCAGCUAUUGCAUUCAGUCUACAAUAAUGGUUUUUAUUCUGUCGGAUAUUCUGAUCAUUGUUUCAUUUCCUCUGAUUCAUAGGAAUUUUCCAACUUGGAAAUAUGUUACAGCAAUGACACUGGGACCAAUAGCAUGGGGUACAUUUAUAGUAAUAUGGGGUUUUCAAGACGAAAAUUAUGAGAUUUUACGGUUAUGUAGUUCCUAUACAGCUCUACAACGUCCGGUUAGAAGAGUAUUAGCAGCUGUCACUGUUGCCUCAAAUAGCAUCAGUCUCAUAAUCUUUCUGAUUCUAAUCAUUGUGUUUUGGAAGAAGGAAUCCCCGGGUAACAUAUGGAGAGCUUCCUGUGUCAGGCAAAUCCAGUAUGGAGAGUUACAAAAUCAUGCGUCAUUUGAAAGUGUCUGCAGCCAUUUUCAUCUUUUCAAACUACUUCAGCUCAGUUUCUAUAAAUACAUUCAUAACCUUAGGUUAUUCUGGAGAAGAUCUGAGCAGUAUAGUUGGGAAUAUUUCUAUAUCAUCAAUGUUUUCCUUUUCGCACACAUUUUAUACAAUUAUCUGGCGAUCAAAGGAGUAUCGAAAACGAUUUAUUGGAUUAUACUGCAAGUCGGUCAGCACUCAUAA
This is a messenger RNA of Caenorhabditis briggsae, 876 nucleotides long. It is a transcript of the gene Cbr-srsx-8, whose product is annotated as Protein CBR-SRSX-8. The transcript is spliced from 5 exons. Gene Ontology annotation, molecular function: G protein-coupled receptor activity. Bases 1 to 876 code for a protein of 291 amino acids. NCBI's taxonomy places the organism in Eukaryota, Metazoa, Nematoda, Chromadorea, Rhabditida, Rhabditidae. Gene Ontology annotation, cellular component: membrane. Gene Ontology annotation, biological process: G protein-coupled receptor signaling pathway. The record is from RefSeq and is a predicted model, not a curated record.